Messenger RNA from Microbotryum saponariae, 970 nucleotides. Lineage: Eukaryota; Fungi; Basidiomycota; Microbotryomycetes; Microbotryales; Microbotryaceae. The record is from the annotation of a GenBank genome assembly.
AUGAGCCAACGCGACGACAUUCUCACCUUCCUCAACCCCUCGGGAGCUCGCACGUCUGCUUUACCCGUUGAUUUCUGCAUCCUCAUCACCGACACGUUGCAAUCGCCUGGACUGUUUGUCGAAACCCACUUUAUCCAUCGCGCGCUGCGAGAGCAGAGACCGGUCCUCUUGCUGGGCUUGAGCCAGGGGUUGAACCACUACAGCUCCAUCUUAAGGAAGAAUGUGAGCAGGAUGCGAAGCGUAUGCUAUUCAGAAUAUGCUACUCACCUAGACCAUCGUCUCGCAAUCGAAUAGGGCAUCCAACUUCAAAAUGAACAACGGCUCAAUCGAUUCGCCUUUGUAGACGGAGCUCGACACGCCAAUCACAACGACUUGGUCAAGCUACUCGAGGCGACAAGAGAAAUGAUACAAAAACUAGGUCCCCACCCCCUGGUCCUCGUCGAUGACUUGUCCUGUCCUCUCUGGCUCGGUAACUCGUCGAGCAAAGUAGCGACGUGGUUCAUGGCUCUUCGGGCGGUGGUAGCAGAGGUGAGCAGAUGAUCGCUCCUUCAUCUGAGGUCGGAUUAAGAAACCAGUCUGAUGAGAUUGUGUGCGUAAUCCUUUCUCAGGCCCAGGGAUCCCUCGUCGUGCUCCUACACGGCGACGAUACCUCCACCCCUUCACCGAACGAGGACCUUCACCUCUUCCGAAGCGUACUUCAGCAAUCCGAUCUAUGGCUUCAAACUACCUCUCUGGCUUCUCAAACGAGGGGAGAGGUACGUCGUAUAGUGCCAGUCUUGAGCCGGGGAGACUCCCACUUCUCACGUCCGUCUCCUUCUCCCCUUCCGACGCUCAGCUCUCCAUUCACCGAGGCCCAGCCCUAGUCGAAGACUACGGCAUCAUCCAACGCAGCGGUCCAACAGCUUGGCAUUACAAACUAGACGAAUCCGGUGCGACCUUCUCCCUCAAAGGCCUCGGGACCUUGCUAUGA